Molecule: messenger RNA, 1763 nt
Organism: Hyphopichia burtonii NRRL Y-1933
Lineage: Eukaryota; Fungi; Ascomycota; Pichiomycetes; Serinales; Debaryomycetaceae
Gene: UGA4
Product: Uga4p
Exons: 1
Coding region: 13-1758 (581 amino acids)
Biological process (GO): transmembrane transport
Cellular component (GO): membrane
Molecular function (GO): transmembrane transporter activity
Source: RefSeq, a predicted model, not a curated record
CUCAAACUUAAAAUGACUUUACAUCCAGUUCUCUCUGGUGAACAGAUACUAGAACAGGUUAAAUCAAAUAAACUGUUUUAUAAUAAUACCCAGAAUGUGGAAACACCCCAUAUUUCGGCGGUAUUGUCUAAUGACGACGAUGAAUUAUUGGCCCAGAUUGGGUAUAAGCCGGAGUUGAAAAGACAUUUUUCCACUCUCCAAGUUUUCGGGGUUGCGUUUUCAAUCAUGGGGCUAUUACCUUCGAUUGCGAGUGUGUUAUCGUACGGUUUUCUUGCUGGUCCUAGUGGGUUACUCUAUGGGUGGAUUAUCUCAUCGUUGUUGAUUUUAUCAAUUGGUUAUAGUAUGGCAGUUAAUGGUUCUUCGAUUCCAACCUCUGGUGGUCUUUAUUAUUGGACUAAUUAUUAUGCUCCUCCCAAAUUGAAAACAGUGAUCAGUUAUUUGGUUGGUAAUACUAAUUCAAUUGCUUUGGUUGGGGCUCUUUGUAGUAUUGAUUAUGGGUUUUCUCAAGAAUUACUUUCAAUCGUGGUUAUUGCUAAAGAUGGGGAUUUUGAAGUCACUCCAUCUAAAACCUAUGGUGUUUUCGUUGCUUGUGUUUUAACCCAUAUCCUAAUCACUUGUGCUUCCCUGAAAAAUUGUUCUUGGUUACAAACUACUUCAAUCAUUGUUAACGUUGUUUUAAUCAUUUUUUUCAUUAUUGCUUUACCAAUUGGUGCAAGAAAUAAUUUUAAAAGUGCUAGUUUUGUUUUUGCUAAUUUUGAUAACUUGACUAAUUUCCCAAUUGGCUGGGUACAGUUGUCUCAGGCCUGGUUGCCUGCAAUUUGGACUAUUGGUGCCUUUGACUCAGUGGUUCAUAUGUCAGAAGAAUGUGCCAAUGCCACUAGAGCAAUCCCAAUUGGUAUCUUAGGUAGUAUCACUGCUUGUGGUUCUAUUGGUACUAUAAUCAUCAUUGUCAUUCUUUUCUGUAUUCAAACCGAUGAUAUUGAAACCCAUAUUCUUGGUUCAAAAUUUGGUCAACCUUUAGCUCAAAUCAUUUACGAUGUCUUGGGUAAAAAAUGGGCUAUUUUCUUUAUGGUUUUCGUUGCCAUUGCUCAAUGGAUGAUGGGUGCUUCAACCCUUACUGCUAUCAGUCGUCAAAUUUGGGCUUUUGCUAGAGAUAAUGGUCUUCCUUUCUCCUUUUGGAUUAAGAGAGUUAAUAAAAAAUUAUCAGUUCCAAUUAACGCCGUUAUCACUGGUGGUGUUUUGGCAAUUUUAAUUGGUUUAUUAUGUAUAAUUGGUACCGCUGCUUCUACUGCCUUAUUCACUCUUUAUAUCGCUGGUAAUUAUUUUGCUUGGGGAGUUCCAACCUUGUUAAGAUUAACCACCGGUAGACAUUUAUUCGAGCCGGGUCCUUUCUAUCAUGGUAAACUUAUCAAUGAUGUAAUUGGAUGGAUUUCAACCAUAUUUAUCGCCUUCAGUAUAGUGAUGGUUAUGUUCCCAAGUAAUAGAAACCCCAGUGUGGAUGAUAUGAAUUAUACCUGUGUUAUAACGCCAGGAGUUUGGAUUCUUUCUCUUGGUUAUUACCUCAUCUAUGCCCAUAAAAUUUAUCAUGGUCCUCGUAAAACAGUGGCAGAAGAAGAGGAAGAUGCAGAUGAAGAAGAGAGAGCUGGGUCAAGCUUGUCAGAUAACGCUGGGUUUUCUCCAGUUAAAACCGAAAUACUUGAUGGUGUUGAAGAAAAAUUAUCAAAUGGUGAAGCCCAUGUCAGAGAACGAAAAGUUUAAGAGAC